UGCGCCAUAUGGGUGCGAACUUCUACAGACAGUUUAAAGACAAAGAGUUAAUGAAGCUCUUCAAGAAGUUGUGCAGUCAGAACCAACAACGUAAGUUCAAUGCAUUAUGGGCAAGACUUGAUGAACUGACUCUUAAACAAACUGCGGAGGCCGCACCUAACCGUGAGGAACCAAUAGCUCUCGAUCGGCUCCCAACCGAUACUCCGCAGAUUGUACGGAGAUCUGGCUCAUCUAUUAGGAGCUUUUCACAGUGGAUACGCAAUGAGCCCAAUGAAAAAUGGGCUCUGCUGUACGACAGUGGUGGUGCCAGGUAUGGAGUAAUGACUACAAACCUUGCAGAGGUUUAUAACUGGGUCAUGCGAGGAAUGAGGUCCCUACCACUAGUUGGAAUUGUAGAAGGCAUUUUGCAUGGCACCUGCAAGUACUUCAUUGAUCGGUUUGCAGCUGCUAAGGUUGUAAUGGAGGACAAUCGUAUGCUUUAUGGCCGGAUGCUAUGUGAGUACAUGGAGAAGGCAAAUAGGAAGGCCCACAUGCAUCGCGCAAAUCAAGAGGGCACAGCAGAGCACAGGUUCAGUGUCCUGUGUCGGGAUAAGGGUCGGAGGGGGGGUAGACGUGAGCGGCAUGUUCAAGAGUGUGUGCUAAGGAGUGGGACAUGCAUAUGUAGUUGUCAGAAGCCACAAUUACUCCACAAACCUUGUACACAUGUCAUAGCUGCGUGCGCGGAGCACCAUAUGCUUCCAAGGCAAUAUGUGUCACAAUAUUUCAUGAAAGAUCAAGUACUGAACACCUGGAACAAGGAGCUGUAUGGUUACGGCAUUGUUGACACUUUUACAAGUAACCCAGGGCCUUCAAGAAUAUAUGUGCCUGAUUUGGGAAAGAUGAAGAACGCACCGGGCCGAAGACAAUCUCGGCGGAUUCGUAACGAUAUGGAUGAAUCCGAGGCUGGCCCUAGGAUGCAGCGAUGCAGUCAGUGCAAUGAAGUAGGUCACACUUACAAAUAUUGUCCCAAAAGUGCAGGCGGUGAUGCACCUGUUGUCUAGAGAUGGCUCAGCCUUCGACCCCAGAGCUUUUGGACCCUGCCGUGGACAAGAAGCAUCGCAGCUUCUUAUCCGCCGAGCACCAGACGGACCUAGGAGUGUUUCGCCCAC
Phragmites australis (common reed) is the source of this 1148-nucleotide messenger RNA. RefSeq lists its product as uncharacterized. NCBI's taxonomy places the organism in Eukaryota, Viridiplantae, Streptophyta, Magnoliopsida, Poales, Poaceae. The transcript is spliced from 2 exons. The record is from RefSeq and is a predicted model, not a curated record. Gene Ontology annotation, molecular function: zinc ion binding. Bases 9 to 1040 code for a protein of 343 amino acids.